AUGACAGGUGCACUCAUCCAGGAAGUUCGAACACUCGUUAACGAUGCUGUCAAUGUCACGCGGUGUGCCUUCUCACGUAUGUUCAUUUAUGGCGUCUGCUUCUGGGGUGUUCAUCACCACUUCCAGGUCACCUAUACUAACGCAGUCUGUUCGGGUAUGAAGCAAUGUCCAAACGCCCAGAAGGCCCUCUGGCUCGGAAUUGCUUCGGCUCUCGUGUCAAUGUUGUUAGUGGUUUUCAAGGUUGUCGACAUCAUAAGGUACUUGUGUGCCGUAUUGGGUUUCUCCAGCGCUAUGAAGAAGUGUUCGACCGCGAUCACGCAAAAUUAA
Molecule: messenger RNA, 327 nt
Organism: Prorocentrum cordatum
Lineage: Eukaryota; Dinophyceae; Prorocentrales; Prorocentraceae
Source: the annotation of a GenBank genome assembly